AGGUCGACUUGAGAAUCUGGGAGGUUUCAGGCGGGUUAGGACUGUCUGGAGCGGAGUGGAGCUGUCGCCUCGAGACGGGGAGUUGAAGGGGGAAGCUUGGGUUCCGAAUUGGCGCAGGCGGUUCUCACGCGUUCCUUCCUGCCUUUGUGCCCGCUGCCAUGUGGGCUGCCCUGAGGUUGGCCCUGAGGCCGUGCGCCCGCGCUCCUGGCUCCACGCUGCGCGCCUAUCAUGGGGCUUCCGUGGUCGCACUGGGCACUCAGCCGGACUCUAGCUCUGCCAUCUACCAGGAAAACUACAAACAGAUGAAAGCACUAGUUGAUCAACUCUAUGAGCGAGCACAGAAAAUAAGACUAGGAGGUGAUGAGAAAGCCCGUGCACGUCACGUUUCAAGAGGAAAACUGUUAGCCAGAGAAAGAGUGGACGGUCUUAUCGACCCAGGGUCUCCAUUCUUGGAAUUAUCCCAGUUUGCAGGUUACCAGUUGUAUGGAGAUGAGGAGGUCCCCGCAGGUGGCAUCAUUACAGGCAUUGGGAGAGUGUCGGGAGUAGAAUGCAUGAUUGUUGCCAAUGAUGCCACCAUCAAAGGAGGCACCUACUACCCAGUGACCGUGAAAAAACACUUACGGGCACAGGAAAUCGCGAUGCAGAACAGGCUUCCCUGCAUUUACUUGGUUGACUCAGGAGGGGCAAACUUACCUCGACAAGCAGAGAUAUUUGCAGAUCGAGAUCACUUUGGCCGCGCAUUCUAUAAUCAGGCAAUUAUGUCUUCUGAAGGUAUUGUACAGAUAGCAGUGGUCAUGGGCUUCUGUACAGCUGGAGGAGCAUACCUGCCUGCCAUGGCUGAUGAAAACAUCAUCGUACGCAAGCAGGGUACCAUUUUCUUGGGAGGACCUCCUUUGGUUAAAGCAGCCACUGGAGAAGAGGUGUCAGCGGAGGACCUUGGAGGUGCUGAUCUUCACUGCAGGAAGUCCGGAGUAAGUGACUACUACGCUUUGGAUGAUAAUCACGCCCUUCACUUGGUUAGGACGAUUGUGAGGAAUCUAAAUUAUCAGAAGAAAUUGGAUGUUACCAUUGAACCUUCUGAAGAUCCUUUAUUUCCUGCCGAUGAAUUGUAUGGAAUCGUUGGUGCCAACCUUAAGAGGAACUUUGAUGUCCGAGAGGUCAUCGCUAGAAUCGUGGAUGGAAGCAAAUUCAGUGAAUUCAAGGCCUUAUAUGGAGACACUUUAGUUACAGGAUUUGCUAGACUAUAUGGAUACCCAAUAGGGAUCAUAGGAAACAAUGGAGUCCUCUUUUCUGAAUCUGCAAAAAAGGGGGCUCAUUUUGUCCAGUUAUGCUGCCAAAGGAAUAUCCCUCUGCUGUUCCUUCAAAACAUUACUGGAUUCAUGGUUGGUAGAGAAUACGAAGCCGAAGGAAUUGCCAAGGAUGGAGCCAAGAUGGUGACUGCAGUGGCCUGUGCCAACGUGCCAAAGAUAACUGUCAUCAUUGGGGGAUCAUAUGGGGCUGGAAACUAUGGGAUGUGUGGCAGAGCCUAUAGCCCAAGAUUUCUCUACAUGUGGCCAAAUGCUCGCAUCUCAGUGAUGGGAGGAGAGCAGGCGGCUAAUGUGCUGGCCACAGUAGCAAGGGACCAAAGAGCACGGGAAGGGAAACAGUUCUCCAGUGCCGACGAAGCAGCUUUAAAAGAGCCCAUCAUGAAGAGGUUUGAUGAGGAAGGCAGCCCUUACUAUUCCAGUGCAAGGCUGUGGGAUGAUGGGAUUAUUGAUCCAGCGGACACUAGGCUGGUCCUGGGUCUCAGUCUUAGCGCAGCCCUCAACGCACCAAUCCAGAAGUCGAACUUUGGCAUCUGGAGGAUGUAAUUGGGUUAUAAAGCAUCUUCCAUUGGACACCAAACUUAAUAAAUCAGUCGCCUUAAAAUUUUAGACUUUUUCAACAUGUGGCUAUUACAGUAAACUGUUUUCUUAACAAGAAACGCUGUACUUUUAUACCUAAAAAAAAAAAUCAGUUGAAGCUCAAAUCCUUGUAAAAUCUCUCAGAGAAUGUUUUCUGUGGCUUAGCUUUCCGUCCUCCUAAAAGGAUGGAAAACUUACAGUUGUCCUUUCUAAGCCCUAAGUAGUAUGAAAAGUUCUGUAAUCUGUAAAUUCCAGGUAUUGUUGAGAUUAUUAACAUAAAACUGUAUUUCCACCGAA
This is a messenger RNA of Phacochoerus africanus (Common warthog), 2180 nucleotides long. RefSeq names its product methylcrotonyl-CoA carboxylase subunit 2 (gene MCCC2). Gene Ontology annotation, cellular component: mitochondrion; methylcrotonoyl-CoA carboxylase complex. Gene Ontology annotation, molecular function: methylcrotonoyl-CoA carboxylase activity. Gene Ontology annotation, biological process: L-leucine catabolic process. Bases 159 to 1850 code for a protein of 563 amino acids. NCBI's taxonomy places the organism in Eukaryota, Metazoa, Chordata, Mammalia, Artiodactyla, Suidae. The transcript is spliced from 17 exons. The record is from RefSeq and is a predicted model, not a curated record.